Molecule: messenger RNA, 842 nt
Organism: Meira miltonrushii
Lineage: Eukaryota; Fungi; Basidiomycota; Exobasidiomycetes; Exobasidiales; Brachybasidiaceae
Product: Maf-like protein
Exons: 1
Coding region: 46-771 (241 amino acids)
Molecular function (GO): nucleoside triphosphate diphosphatase activity
Source: RefSeq, a predicted model, not a curated record
AGCAAGGCAACAACCCCUUCUCUCCUACCAUCACAAAUAGACACAAUGGGCACUCAACAAUCAUCAAAGACAAGACAGCAUAGACAAGACGUGGUUGCAAAAGGAGCAUUAAACCUACCGUUGUUGAACAGAUUAUCCGGUAAGCGUGUAAUCUUGGCAAGUGCAAGUCCAAGAAGACAAGAAAUUUUGGCCAGUAUAGGAUUGCAUCCUGAAAUCAUACCUUCAACUUUUGAAGAAAAUUUACCCAAAAGUGAAUUCAAAGGACCGGCUGCAUUUGAAUAUCCAGUAGAAACAUCAACUCACAAAGCACUUGAAGUGUAUAAACGAUUAGUAGAGCAAGACGAAGAUGAUCCCCCAGAUAUAGUCAUUUCCGCUGAUACAGUUGUGGUGAAAGAUGAAGAGAUCUUGGAGAAGCCAUUGGAUCCUCUGGAUAACAUGCGUAUGCUUGCAGAACUGAAUGAUGGCAAGUGCGAAGUGAUCACUGGAGUGACAAUCGUUCAUCCCGUCUUAGAAGCGCCAGGGUACAAGGUUCGAUCUUUAUCCGAAAGAACAGUGGUUCGAUUUGCCACUAAUCCGGCACAUCUUUUGCAAGCAUAUGUCGAUUCUGGAGAAGGUCUAGACCGAGCCGGAGGAUUUGCCAUUCAAGGAAAAGCGUCUUACCUCAUUCGAGGCAUAGAAGGUGACUAUAAUAACGUUGUUGGAUUCCCUCUGCAUUCAUUCUGUUCAUUCAUGCAUGAGCUAAUAGAAGAUGAAGAGUUGACUUUUGUAUGAUAAUUUAUUGAUUGAAAAUGCAUACAUUUUGUCAGUCAUGAUCACUAUCUAUCCCAAUACUUCAUCUCCAA